Messenger RNA from Dromiciops gliroides (monito del monte), 957 nucleotides. RefSeq names its product ras homolog family member A (gene RHOA). Gene Ontology annotation, biological process: small GTPase-mediated signal transduction; stress fiber assembly; cell migration. Gene Ontology annotation, molecular function: GTPase activity; GTP binding. The record is from RefSeq and is a predicted model, not a curated record. Gene Ontology annotation, cellular component: cleavage furrow; dendritic spine. NCBI's taxonomy places the organism in Eukaryota, Metazoa, Chordata, Mammalia, Microbiotheria, Microbiotheriidae.
CCGCCGCCGCCGCCCGCCCGCGCUCCCGCUCCCCGCCCGCCUGCCCGCCGGUUUCUUGUGUAGAAACUGCCUGAGUCCUAGAACGCGCGGCUCGCGGAGCAGCUUGUCCGGCGCGGAAGGACUCGAGAACCGCCUGAGUGCCUUUCCUCUGAGAAGUUCAAGGUGCUUUACAGAACCUAUCUGCUAUUCAGGUCGUAUUUCUCACAGCAUCUCUGUGAGGUAGUUAUGGCCGCCAUCCGAAAAAAGUUGGUUAUAGUUGGUGAUGGUGCAUGUGGGAAGACAUGCUUGCUGAUUGUAUUUAGCAAAGACCAGUUCCCUGAAGUUUAUGUGCCCACAGUGUUUGAAAAUUAUGUAGCAGAUAUUGAAGUGGAUGGAAAACAGGUGGAGUUGGCUUUGUGGGACACAGCUGGUCAAGAAGAUUAUGAUCGCCUUAGACCUCUUUCCUACCCAGAUACUGAUGUUAUACUUAUGUGUUUUUCCAUCGAUAGUCCUGAUAGUUUAGAAAACAUCCCAGAGAAAUGGACCCCAGAGGUGAAGCAUUUCUGUCCCAACGUGCCCAUUAUUCUGGUUGGGAAUAAGAAGGAUCUUCGAAAUGAUGAGCACACGAGGCGGGAGCUGGCCAAGAUGAAGCAGCAGCCAGUGAAACCUGAAGAAGGCAGAGAUAUGGCAAAUCGAAUUGGUGCAUUUGGUUAUAUGGAGUGUUCAGCAAAGACCAAAGACGGUGUGAGGGAGGUUUUUGAAAUGGCCACAAGAGCGGCUUUGCCCAGACGUGGAAAGAAAAAAUCUGGUGCCUUGUCUUGUAAACACAGUGGGAAAGCCCAAGCCCUCACUCGGCCAGCAGUGGCAGGAUGUUACAACUUGUACUCUAAAUGUGGUCUGAUUGUCAUAGACCGCAAUGGUCAAGAGCAAGAGGACCAGGCUUCAGAGCCCAGCUUUGACCUUGGACAGGCCACUUAA